This is a messenger RNA of Fusarium tjaetaba, 3408 nucleotides long. RefSeq names its product alpha-mannosidase. The transcript has 4 exons. The coding region runs from base 1 to 3408 and encodes 1135 amino acids. Lineage: Eukaryota; Fungi; Ascomycota; Sordariomycetes; Hypocreales; Nectriaceae. Gene Ontology annotation, biological process: oligosaccharide catabolic process; mannose metabolic process. Gene Ontology annotation, molecular function: carbohydrate binding; alpha-mannosidase activity. Gene Ontology annotation, cellular component: fungal-type vacuole membrane. The record is from RefSeq and is a predicted model, not a curated record.
AUGAGUAUCAACAACACAUUCGACCGCCUUCUCUCGACCUCGGCAGCCUGUCGUCGUCAUUCCCCUUCUCCGGAAGACCAGCCGCUGCACUCAUCUUCCGGAAAGCUUCGGCGCCUUUCAAAUCGAUCUGCUCCUCCUGCUCCUGGGCAUCCCGACAUUUACACUAUGGGUGGCGGCAGCGAAAACAAGGGAGAUGCCUCCUCCUACCCUCUCUUCGCCGAACGGCCUGUCGGCGUUCCAAAGACAAGCAUUCUGAAGGGCCGCAUUGAACCGUUCUACAAGUCAGGACAGUACUAUAAGGUUAACCUGCAAGCGAACAUGUACAACGGCAGAUAUUCGGGCAAACCUCAUGUUCAGUUGUCAGUGUGGGAUGCACCAGACCUCUCCAGGCCAACUUUUGAAGAGGCUACAAGCCACGAGUUCAAGGAGACCCAUACCGGUACCUCUUUUGGGCCCUCGUGGUCCACUCAUUGGUUUAAGGUCGUCCUGCGUAUACCGGAUGAGACAAAGGACGAAGAGCUCAUUGAGCUUCAUUGGGAUGCCAACAACGAGGGCACCAUUUGGACCGAAGGUGGUAUUCCCAUCCAAGGCCUCACUGGUAGCGGAGAACGCAUCGAAUGGGUCAUUCCCGACUCAUUCCGUGACGGAGAGGAGCACACAAUUUACAUCGAAAUGGCCUGUAAUGGCAUGUUUGGAAACGCACCUAACGGCACGACAACCAUUGCACCGCCGGAUCCCAACAGGCGUUUCAACCUCAGCAAGGCUGACAUUGUCGCCAUCAAUGUCCCAGCUCGCAAACUCCACUUAGAUAUGUGGGAGAUUGGCGAUGCUGCUCGAGAACUACCCGAGAACUCGGCUGAACAGAACCAUGCUUUAUCUGUUGCCAUGAAGAUCAUCAACACCUUUGAGGUCAACAAUCAGGAAUCUAUCCUUAAAUGCCGCGAGAUUGCCCGUGAAAUUCUUGGCCCUGAUGUAGACUCUCAUAAGGUGUACGAAGGAGGAAAGGAACCUGUUGUUUUUGGAAUCGGGCAUUGCCACAUCGACAGCUGUUGGCUGUGGCCCUGGGCUGAAACAAAGCGCAAGGUUGUUCGAUCAUGGAUGAACCAAUGCGACCUCAUGGAUCGCUAUCCAGAAUCCAACUUUGCCUGCUCCCAAGCCCAACAAUACAAGUGGCUAAAGACGUACUAUCCUGCUGCAUAUAAACGUGUCAAGCAGAAGGUAAAGGAGGGUCAAUUUCAUCCUAUUGGUGGCAGCUGGGUCGAGCACGACACAAAUUUGCCCAGCGGUGAAUCACUUGUCCGCCAGUUCUUUUAUGGCCAGAGGUUCUUCGAGGCCGAGUUUGGUUCUCGAUGUCGAACUUUUUGGCUGCCAGACACCUUCGGAUACUCAAGCCAGCUUCCACAGCUUUGCCGAUUAGCUGGUAUGGACCGUUUUCUGACCCAGAAACUGAGCUGGAAUAACAUCAACAACUUUCCUCACACUACUUUCAUGUGGGUAAGCCCUGAUGGAAGUCAGGUCAUCUGCCACAUGCCUCCCUCCGAGACAUAUACAGCAAACGCUGAUUUCGGUGAUCUCAAGAGGAGCAUUGCAAACCACAAAACAAUGCGUGUUGACAGUUCGUCUCUACUUGUCUUUGGAAAGGGUGAUGGCGGCGGUGGCCCAACUUGGCAACACUUCGAAAAGCUCAGACGAUGUGCCGGAAUCAGCAACACUAUCGGCGGUAUCCCAAAGAUCAAGAUGGGGCUGACAGUUGAUGACUACUUCGACCGUCUCAACCGCAAGGCCAGCGAAUUCCCUACAUGGUAUGGGGAGUUGUAUUUUGAACUACACAGAGGAACGUAUACCACACAAGCCAACAAUAAGUAUUACAAUCGAAAAGCCGAAGUGAUGCUGCGAGAUAUUGAACAAUUGGCAACUUUCGCAUCAAUCAAAAACAAGUCGUACAAGUACCCGACCAAGGAUUUGGACGACAUGUGGGAGGCUGUUCUGCUGUGCCAGUUCCACGACUGUCUACCAGGAAGUAGCAUUGAAAUGUGCUACGAUGACUCGGAUAAGGUCUAUGCUGAAGUCUUUGAAACUGGUAAACGCCUCCUGAAGGAUUUGUAUGAAUCGCUCAACGUCUCUAGCGAAUUCUCAACGUGCCUCAACGAGUCUGUUGCCAUCAACACCCUGCCAUGGCAUCGUAAGGAGCUUGUUGAACUUUCUGAAACUGAAGUCGGUGUUGCUUGUGGCGACGGCCAGCUGCUCAAUCUUCGCACGUUUAAAGCACAGGAAGAAAAGCCUGCGGUGACCGUCAUAGAGCAGUCUACUGAUGUUUAUGUCCUGCAAAACGAGCAACUCCGCGUUGUCGUCGAAAGCGGUGUCAUUACAUCCCUUUACGAUGUGGUCAACGAUCGUGAGGUUAUUGAAAAGGGUGGAGAGGCAAACAAAUUUGUCAUCUUCGAUGAUAUUCCUCUUUACUGGCAAGCAUGGGAUGUAGAGGUAUACCAUCUCGACGCACGCCGAAAGGUCGAAUAUGGAAAGACAAAGAUUUUUGAACAAAAGCCUCAUCGAGUCACCCUGGUCACUGAUGUCAAGAUCAGCGAGAACAGUUAUAUCAAGUCAUACACCACCCUCUCUGCAGCCCUCAAAGGGCAACCUUCUCGGGUUGAUGUCAGAGCGGACGUCAACUGGCAUGAGGACUCCAAGUUCCUCAAGGUCGAAUUCCCUGUCAAUGUAGUCAAUACCGAGGCCUCCUACGAGACCGCUUUCAGCAUCACCAAGCGGCCAACUCAUUACAACACAAGCUGGGACAUGGCCAAGUUUGAGGUGUGCUGCCACAAGUUUGCUGAUCUCUCGGAGAACAACUAUGGCGUUUCUAUUCUCAAUGACAGCAAGUAUGGUUUUGCGACUGCAGGCAAGACGAUGCGAUUGUCACUCCUACGGGCACCCAAGGCGCCUGAUGCCAACGCCGAUAUGGGACGUCAUUCCAUCCGAUGGGCCAUCCUACCUCACAAGGGCAGUCUAUCGUCAACCACUGUUAAGGCUGCUUAUGCUUUCAACAACCCCCUGAAGCCCGUCACUGCCUCAAAGGCGGUCUUGGAAAGUGUGUCCAGUGCGCCGAUCAAGCUUGUCAAUGUUGAUGAGUCUGACUCUCUUGUACUGGACACGAUCAAGCGAGGCCAGGAUGACGAAGACGUCAGCCGAGAUGAUGGCCUGCGCAUCAACAAGGGCCAGAGCAUUAUUCUUCGUGUGUAUGAGUCCUUGGGAGGCCGCAGUCGUGGAGUUAUUGAAACUAGUUUCGAUGUCAAGCGUGUUACCAAGACGAACAUCCUAGAGGAUGAACUGGAAGAGAUUCAGAAGGAAGACGGAAAGAUCCCGAUUACACUACGACCGUUUGAGGUAGCAACUUUCAAACUCGAGCUGUAG